AUGAAGUUCUUCGCUAUCAUCGCUGCUGCUCAGCUCGCCACUGCUCUUCCUUUGGCCAAAGAGGAUGACUCCAAGGCCUGCUCCGGUGUUACCUGCCCAGUCACAGAGGCCUUAGGCUCUUCUGUUCCAGCGGUCCCUGGCAUGAAGCGCACCUUGUUCGACGACGUUCUUGGCAAGCCCGCGAAGGACGAGGAGGAGAAGGAGAAGCCUGAGGAGGAAGAGAAGGAGGAGAAGGAGCCUUCUUACUACGUCACUCCCUCCAAGGAGGACUUGAGCUACGACGAGCUCAAGCCCGAGAUGGAGGAGUCCUACGAGGCCAUCCCCAAGGAGACCGAAGAGUCUACUGACGAGCUUGAGUCUUACGACGAGCUUCUCUCCAAGAGGACUCUCGGCGACUUGUUCGGCAUGGACGACGAGGACUCUUACGAGGAGACCAAGCCCGAAGUCACCAGCUCCGCCUACGAGGCUAAGCCCACGCCCAGCCAGGGUUACGAGCACGCCCCUAAGCCUUCCAUGGCCUACGAGCAUGUUCCCGAGCCCAGCAAGGCCUACGGCGCCGUCCCCACCCCCAGCAAGGAGGCCUACGAGCAUGUCCCCGAGCCCAGCAAGGCCUACGGCGCUGUUCCCACCCCCAGCAAGGAGGCCUACGAGCACGCUGAGCCCAGCAAGGCCUACGGCGCCGUCCCCACUCCAAGCAUGGUCCACGAGUACACCAAGCCCAGCAUGGUCCACGAGAAGCCCACCCCUUCCUUCGGCUCUUACGAGUCUGCCCCCACCCCCGUCAAGGACACUUACGAGUCUUCCCCCGUCGAGGACUCAUACGAGGAGAAGGACACUGAGGAGGACAAGGAGGACAGCGAGGACAGCAACGACAUGGGUCUUGAUGCUCUCGGUGACCUCGGCGGCCUUCUCGGCAAGAACUAA
Messenger RNA from Alternaria arbusti, 924 nucleotides. RefSeq lists its product as uncharacterized. The coding region runs from base 1 to 924 and encodes 307 amino acids. NCBI's taxonomy places the organism in Eukaryota, Fungi, Ascomycota, Dothideomycetes, Pleosporales, Pleosporaceae. The record is from RefSeq and is a predicted model, not a curated record. The transcript is spliced from 2 exons.